Callorhinchus milii (elephant shark) is the source of this 3033-nucleotide messenger RNA. RefSeq names its product uridine-cytidine kinase-like 1. Lineage: Eukaryota; Metazoa; Chordata; Chondrichthyes; Chimaeriformes; Callorhinchidae. The record is from RefSeq and is a predicted model, not a curated record. Bases 51 to 1673 code for a protein of 540 amino acids. The transcript has 15 exons. Gene Ontology annotation, molecular function: ATP binding; kinase activity. Gene Ontology annotation, cellular component: cytoplasm.
GUCCGGCGUGUGGAGACGAGCGGCGUGGACGAGUGAGUGGGUGAGGAGCGAUGGCCGGUAACGUGGAGGAGAUGGUGGCGGAGGCGGAGGCGGACAGGGACAGGGACAGACUCAUCUGCAGGUCAGACAGCGGCAGUGGUGAGGAUUCCUUGGAUAGCUUGUAUUCCAGACUACCAUUAACACCAUCUCUCUCUCCACGGAAAAGAACAACCAGCCAAAGUAGGUCUGAGCCACCCCUUCUGAGGACCAGCAAACGCACAAUCUACACUGCAGGGCGACCUCCCUGGUACAAUGAGUCAGGAACACCAUUUAAAGAAGCCUUUGUCAUUGGUCUGUGUGGAGGAAGUGCCUCUGGCAAAACCACUGUGGCUAACAAGAUCAUUGAGGCUUUGGAUGUUCCCUGGGUGGUGCUUCUCUCCAUGGAUUCCUUCUAUAAGGUCUUAAACAAGGAGGAACAAGAACUAGCUGCCAAAAAUGAAUACAACUUCGACCACCCAGAUGGAUUUGAUUUUGAUCUCCUUAUACAUACAUUGAGGAAGCUGAAAAAAGGAAAAAGUGUAAAAGUUCCAGUUUAUGACUUCAAUUCACAUAGUCGGAGGAAAGAUUGGAAAACUGUCUAUGGAGCAAAUGUUGUGAUCUUUGAAGGAAUUCUUGCCUUUGCCAACAAGGAACUUCUAAAGCUUUUGGAUAUGAAGGUUUUUGUGGAUACUGACUCUGACAUCAGACUUGUUCGCCGCUUAAAGAGAGAUAUAUCUGAGAGAGGUCGGGACAUUGGAGGUGUCAUCAAACUGUACAACAAAUUUGUCAAACCUGCAUUUGAACAGUACAUAGAGCCUACUGUCCAGCUGGCAGACAUAGUAGUUCCGAGAGGUGGAGAAAAUUUUGUUGCACUGGACCUGAUUGUCCAGCAUGUACACAGUCAGCUGGAAAAGAGGAAACUUCGCUGGGAUAUAGCAGCACUGGCAUCUGCCCAUCAAGGACAACCUCUACCAGACAAGCUUAGUGUGCUUGAGAGUACUCCACAGGUUAGAGGGAUGCACACCAUUAUCAGGAAUAAGGAUACAAGUCGAGAUGAAUUUAUCUUUUACUCAAAAAGAUUAAUGAGGCUGCUGAUUGAGCAUGCUCUCUCCUUCCUACCACUCAAGCCUGUUACAGUGGAAACGCCUCAGGGAGAACUAUAUGAAGGAAAACGAUUUGGUGGGAAAAGGAUAACUGGAGUCUCUAUUCUUCGCGCUGGUGAAACAAUGGAGCAAGCACUGACAGCAGUGUGUAAGGAUAUCAGACUAGGGAAGAUUCUCAUUCAAACAAACCAUGAUACAGGAGAACCUGAGCUCCAUUAUCUUCGGUUACCAAAGGAUAUCAGUGAGGAUUAUGUAAUACUCAUGGACAGUACAGUAUCAACAGGAGCUGCUGCUAUGAUGGCAGUUCGAGUCCUUUUGGAUCAUGAUGUACAAGAGGAUAAAAUCUUUCUGAUCUCGCUGCUAAUGGCUGAGAUGGGUGUGCAUUCUGUUGCUUAUGCUUUUCCUAAGGUCAAUAUCAUCACAACAGCAGUGGACAAGAAAGUAAAUGAUGAAUUCCAUAUAAUUCCAGGAAUAGGUAACUUUGGAGAUCGAUAUUUUGGCACCGAUGCACCGUCUGAUUGGUAUGAGAGUGACGAGGGAAUGGACUGCUGAGUAUCAUUCUCAUUACCUGAGGGACAUGACAGCAAUCUGGACAAAGCUAUAAAGACUGCAGUUAUCCCUGGAUGUAUUUUGACCAUAUGUUGAGGACAAUAUCAAAAUGAGUUCUUGAUCCAAAUUUGGAUCAAUUCAUAUGUACUUUGGAUUUUUCCAAAUGUUACUGUUUGUUAUAAAUUCAGGCAUUGAAUGCUCCAUAAAGGGAACUAUGUAUUUAUUAAAGUAAUAUUCAGAAUACCUGAACUAUUUCCCAAUUUCAUCUGAAUACAAUGCCUAGGAUUCGUUUUCUGUGCUAUAUACAGAACUGACCUCUUUGAGCAACUAAGUAGUUUGAAGCAUAACUUGUUUAGUUUUAAAAAUCUGGGAAAAUCAAGAUAUUUCUGGAAGUUAUUGUGUUUUAUUUUCAAAAUGAGAAGGCGAAUACAUUUAUUUGUAUCACUCAGGACUGAUGAAUGCCUAAAAAGUAAUUUAUUGGACCAUCAUGUCAUAGCUGUUCAUAUAUGGGACAUUCAAAUGACAAACCAAAUGCCAAUGAUCUUAACCGUGGGUAAUAUUGUGAUUUUACCCGAUUCAUCCUCAACGUUGAUUAUCCCAAACUGUAUUAGCAAUCUUCAAUCGAACAAAACUCCACCUUCAUUUCACCUUAUUUCAGGUACCUCUCAGGAUCUAUAGCGACUUCCCUCAACAUUUCCCUUGGUAACCUCUAAAUGAUCUGACUUUAUAGAAGUUCUGUAUCACUGAUCUGGAAAAAGGGAUUUUGUUAUUAAACUGUCCAAAGACACUUCUCAUGCUGGGGGAAAAAAAGUUUUCAAAGGGAAAAUAAGGUUUUUAAUUAGGCAUGAGGAUGAUUCUGAAUGCACUAAUCAAUUACACACAAUUGUGUAGUUUCCCCCAUCACUUGUCUUCUAAUUGUAUUACAGUGAACACUCAAAAGUACCUGCCAUCAUUGCUGAAAGUAACUUCAUCUGAAAUGUUCAGAUUGCCAUGUUGCAAUCGUAUAUCAAGAAUAGAAAGUAUUUAUUGGGAGAUGCAAAGCGAAGCUAUACUCACUUCCCAUUGUGGAGUGUCGGACUAAAUAAAAUGAGUAGGUGAAACCCAUUUUCUCUCUGGUGGUUACAGUGAAAAGCAUAAAUUAACUUUGACAGGUUAAUAUAAAGUUGUAGACAAAUGUCAUGGGACACUGCAAUGAUGCAUAAUACAGGACUCUUCAGAGGUUUAGUCCUUCAAAAUUCUGCAGGAUGUUAAGUUGUACAAUAUGUGUAUGCAGCUUAUGCUUAAUAAAUUGUGAUUGAAAUUUGUAGAGCCAGGCCUCUAAUGUCUUGUUUUUUUAAAAAAUAAAAAUCUGUUAUUUAAAAGA